This is a messenger RNA of Pisolithus orientalis, 1011 nucleotides long. Its product is annotated as NADP-dependent oxidoreductase domain-containing protein. The record is from RefSeq and is a predicted model, not a curated record. Lineage: Eukaryota; Fungi; Basidiomycota; Agaricomycetes; Boletales; Pisolithaceae. The transcript is spliced from 9 exons. Gene Ontology annotation, cellular component: cytoplasm. Bases 1 to 1011 code for a protein of 336 amino acids.
AUGUCUUAUCCAACACGCAAUAUUGGCGAUACUGACGUCUCUGCCAUCGGUUUCGGUGCAAUGGGCUUAUCUGCGUUCUACGGCCCGACUGAGCCAGACGAAGAGCGUUUUAAGGUUCUGGACGCCGCUCUCGACUAUGGUUGCACCCUCUGGGACACAGCGAACGCAUACGGAGAUAGCGAGGAACUCAUCGGAAAAUGGUUCACGCGCACAGGCAAGCGCGAUAGGAUCUUCCUUGCUACCAAGUUCGGGUUUGACAUCAGCAAACCCUCCGGUAUCAACGGAUCUCCGGAACAUGCUGAAGCCUGUUUAGAGGCGUCGUUGAGUCGUCUCUGUGUAGAGACGAUCGACCUAUAUUACUUGCAUCGUCCCGAUCCUGAAGUGCCAAUUGAAGUGACGGUCGGAGCUAUGGCAAAAUCUGUCAAGGCUGGGAAGGUGAAAUACCUCGGUCUCUGUGAAUGCAGCGCGAAUACCCUCCGCCGUGCGCAUGCCGUGCAUCCGAUUGCAGCCCUCCAAGUCGAGUACUCGCCAUUUACGCUGGAUAUCGAGGAUCCCAAGAUAGGCCUCUUGCAGACCGCGCGCGAGCUUGGUAUUACAAUUGUUGCGUAUUCACCUGUCGGAAGAGGGUUACUCACUGGACAAUAUAAAUCCCCCGAUGAUUUUGCUGAAGAUGAUUAUAGACGACACAUUCCUAGGUAUUCGAAGGAGAACUUCCCAAACAUUUUAAAGUUAGCAGAUAAAUUGAAGGAGUUGGGUCAACAUCACAAUGCUACGGCUGCGCAGGUGGCCCUUGCAUGGGAUCUUGCGCAGGGUAACGACAUUAUCCCUAUUCCGGGGACAAAAAGGAUCAAGUACCUGAAGGAGAAUCUUGACAGCGUUCAUGUACACCUUUUGGCGGAAGAAAUUCAAGAGAUCCGUACAUUCGUCGAGAAAGCUAAUUUGACAGUUGGCGAUCGGCAUCCGCCCACUGGAAUGAAGACACUGUACGCAGAUACUCCGGAGUUGAAGUAA